Molecule: messenger RNA, 1437 nt
Organism: Necator americanus (New World hookworm)
Lineage: Eukaryota; Metazoa; Nematoda; Chromadorea; Rhabditida; Ancylostomatidae
Exons: 13
Coding region: 1-1437 (478 amino acids)
Biological process (GO): signal transduction; regulation of membrane potential; chemical synaptic transmission
Cellular component (GO): neuron projection; synapse; plasma membrane
Molecular function (GO): chloride channel activity; transmitter-gated monoatomic ion channel activity involved in regulation of postsynaptic membrane potential; excitatory extracellular ligand-gated monoatomic ion channel activity
Source: RefSeq, a predicted model, not a curated record
AUGAGAUGGAUGCUGGAGCUGACGCUGCUAUUCCUGGCCACUGUUGAAGCAGUUAUCGACAACGACUAUAAUUCGAUCGAAUACGACACAUCUAUGGAAAUCUCGCACUCAUCUGAGCUAUCUAAACCAUUCCGAUAUAAAUGGCUUAUCCGCUACCAACAGAAGGUUGCCCUUGUGAAGCACUUGAGCUUUUUUGAACAUGAACUUGAACUCGAUUGCUUUUUGAAACUGUUCGAAUUUUUCAGGAAUUGUACACGUGACACGGAUAUCAUUGAUCAACUGCUAAAUGGGACGGGAUACAAUAAGUUCCGGAUACCACAAGACGAAGGAAUGACAGUUUAUGUGGAAAUUUGGAUUCAAGCUAUCACAUCAAUAGACGAACUGACAAAUGACUUUGAAAUGGAUAUUUACAUUACGGAAAGAUGGUUGGAUCCGGCAUUGAAUUUCGAGAAUUUAUCUCCAUGUAAAGGUAACUUGUCGCUCAAUCAUCAGGUAUUGGACCGUUUGUGGACGCCAAAUAGCUGUUUUAUCAAUAGCAAAGUUGCUCAAAUUCAUGAUUCGCCAUUCAGGAGUGUUUUUCUUAUGUUAUUUCCCAAUGGCACAGUUAUGGUCAAUUAUCGAGUACGGGUGAAAGGGCCUUGUUCGCUGGAACUUAGCAAUUUCCCGCUUGAUCUACAAAGAUGUGGAUUAAUCUAUGAAAGUUUUAACUACAAUAACCAAGAAGUGAGGAUGCGAUGGUCGGAAAUCGCACAGCCAGUCCAGCCGAUUUCUGAAAUCAUGUUGCCUGACUUCGAUCUUUUCAAGAUCUCAGCCAACCGAAUAGAAGAGCCUUAUCCUGCCGGAAUGUGGGACGAGUUACAUGUGCAGAUCAUGUUCGAACGGCGGUUCGUUUGGUAUUUCAUGCAAGCAUAUCUGCCGACUUACCUCACUAUUUUCAUCAGUUGGGUAUCUUUCGCACUGGGACCUCGAGCUAUUCCUGCGCGGACAAUGCUUGGUGUGAACGCACUACUGGCAAUGAUUUUCCAGUUCGGCAACAUUAUGAGGAAUUUGCCUAGGGUGUCGUAUAUCAAGGCUAUUGAUGUGUGGAUGCUAGCAUCAAUGACGUUCAUAUUCAGUAGCCUGCUCGAGUUAGCUAUUGUUGGAUAUAAAGUUCGAGAUGAAAGUAAAAUCGCUGUCAAAGGAACCACGAGGAAAUCGAAACCACCUUCUGAUGGAUCACCUCGAGGCUCCUUGUUUUACGAGAAAAGAUUCAUGUUCCCUCCUGGUUGUAGUGCUCCACGAUCUGUCUCUAAGGCAUCACCGUCAUGGCCACCGGAAAAAAUCGAUUCGUUGUCUAGUAUCAUGUUCCCGCUCAUUUUCUUUGUCUUUAAUAUCGUGUACUGGUCAUACUACCUGCAACGAAAACAAGAAAUUUCAGAUUCGAUGGAGAAAUUAUGA